This is a messenger RNA of Uranotaenia lowii, 1839 nucleotides long. Its product is annotated as luciferin 4-monooxygenase-like. The transcript is spliced from 3 exons. Bases 74 to 1714 code for a protein of 546 amino acids. Lineage: Eukaryota; Metazoa; Arthropoda; Insecta; Diptera; Culicidae. The record is from RefSeq and is a predicted model, not a curated record. Gene Ontology annotation, biological process: fatty-acyl-CoA biosynthetic process; long-chain fatty acid metabolic process. Gene Ontology annotation, molecular function: long-chain fatty acid-CoA ligase activity.
GAUUUUCUUAGUUCGGUUUUUACAGCCGAUCUGCGACGUUGUGAUUAGUGAGUUGACUUGAUUCGUUCAGAAGAUGUCUUCCUCCGGUGGCGAUCAUGAUCAUUCGAAUGAUCCUAACAUAAUUUACGGUGGUCCGUUGCAGCUGGACUUUGAUCGUGGCUGCAGGUCUUUGGGAGAGCUGAUCCUGAAGGAGUUUUCCAAACGCCUUGAAAAGGUAGCCCUAAUCAAUGGGGUCACCAGUGUGCAACUUAGCUAUGGCGGUAUUUUGGAGCAAUCGCUGGCUCUCGCUAGUUAUUUACGGGAGAUGGGCAUUGCUCCGAAUGAUGUCGUUGCCAUAAUCAGUGAAAAUAGAUUCGAAUAUCCUGUAACGGUAUUUGCCCUGAUGUAUUUGGGAACUACCGCAGCUCUUUUCAAUCCCGGAUAUUCUGUAAACGAACUAGAGCACUGUUUGAAGCUGACGAAACCCAAAGUGGUGAUUGUUUCUGCUCAACCAUAUUUGGCGUUGCAAAAAGCUGUAAAAAACAUCAAACUCGCUAGCAAGAUCAUCCACUUUGAUUCGAGUGACCAUGAAUUAACCUUUCAAAAAUGUUUGGAAAACUCCAACCGCCAAUUGGAACUAGGAAAAUUUGUACCAAAUGCUGUAGACAUUGCUAAUCAAGUCGCACUGAUUGUAAUGUCUUCAGGAACCACCGGCUUACCGAAGGGGGUGCAAAUCACUCAAUCCAACAUGAUGACCACGUUUUCCUACACAAGGACCUUUCUGGAUAAAAUUGGGUCAACCACGGAGGACAUGAUCAGUGUCGAGGUGACUCCAUGGUUCCACGUAGCGGGAGGCGUAACGAUGCUGAAUUGGUUGAUCAAUGGAAUGCGACUGGUGUUCCUGCCCAAGUACCAUCCUCGAUCGUACCUGCGCUGCAUUCAACAGUAUCGACCGAACAUGCUGAACCUGGUGCCACCGAUUGCUGUUUUUCUGGCCAAGAAUCCAAUGGUCGACCACUACGAUUUGUCCUCAGUCAAAACAAUCAUUUCUGGCGCGGCUCCGUUGAGUCGAGAGGUCGAGGAUUUGAUUAGGUCACGGCUGAAGAUCACUUCAAUAAGGCAGGCGUAUGGUUUGAGUGAGACUACAUUGGCAAUUUUAGUUCAAAUGGAUGCUGAAAAUAAACCCGGAAGUGUUGGACGAGUUCGACCUGGUCAAUGGGUUAAGGUGGUCGAUCCGGAUACAGGACGCACUUUGGGUCCCUAUCAACGAGGUGAGUUGUGCUUCAAAGGAACCUUGAUUAUGAAGGGGUAUCUGGGGCUCAAGGAUGCAGUGGACAAGAAUGGAUGGUUCCGGACCGGUGAUGUUGGAUAUUACGACGAUGAGAAGGAUUUCUAUAUCGUUGAUCGAUUGAAGGAGCUGAUCAAGUAUAAUGCUUACCAGGUUCCACCAGCAGAAUUGGAGGCCAUUUUGUUGUCCCAUCCAAAGGUAAAGGACGCUGCCGUUAUCGGAGUUCCGGACGAACGAGUUGGCGAAUUGGCCACUGCUUUUGUUGUUUCGGCCGAAGGGGCCUCUGUGGAUCCUCUAGAGAUCGUCAAGUUUGUAGACGGCCAGGUGUCGGAGCAGAAACGGCUACAUGGAGGUGUGAGAUUGAUCGACGAAAUCCCUAAGACUGCAAGUGGUAAAAUUCUGCGACGAACGCUUCGGGAAAUUGCCAAGAGGAAAUCGAAACUAUAGGAAUUCUAUCAAAAGACUCUCGAUUAGCAAACUCAACCGUACUCAUGGGAAGUGGGAAAAUGAUUAUAAAGGAACUUACAUAUACAUCUAAUGAAAUAAAAUAUAAUCAAAAUCUAGUAUCGGAA